AUGUCUAGUGAGAAGUUAUGUUACGAAGAUGAUUGUGUAAUACCAUAUAAACUGGUACUUUCAAAAGAGAUUGGUGAUUCUAAGAAUUUACAUGAAGAAAUGAUGGUUUAUGGACAAUUUACAGUUAACAAUAAUACUGAUAAUGAUAGUUUUUUAAGUGAAAUUGUCGUUGUUCGCCUACCAAAAACAAUAAGAGAUAGCAAUGAACCGGUUCAUUUAGAGCUAACUAUACUUGAUCUACCAAAAAAUAUAAAAGACUAUACUAGUGUAAAUGUAACUUCUCUUCUUCAUGAAAAAAAACAAAUGAAGGUACAUUCAAAAUUAAAAAGUACAACUGAACUUUUAAUGACAAUAAUAAGAAAACAUGAAGUAGGAAAACAUACAAAAUAUAUGGAUCAUAAUAAUUUAGAAUGUAACUGUAAAAAAGAAAAGUGUUCAUGUUGUAGUCAUAUUAAUAUUCCAGUUGUUGGAUUGGAUCAUGAUAUUUGUUUUAAUGUAACUUAUAAUAAAAAAAAUAAAACUGUUUUUUUGACAAUGGAAAUGGAAAAAGAAAUUGUCCUUCAAAAGAUUGAAAAUGUUAUGUCUCCUACAAAACAUUAUGAAUUUAUUCCAACAUUAGAAAAACAUGUCUAUGGAGAUAUACAAAUGUUUAAUAUUCAUAUGGGUCGCAGGAUGAUGUAUUUUUGUACAGAAUUACUAAUGCGUAGACUGCAGCCUAUAAUGGAAGAGUUAUCAGAAACUUCACAAAAAAAAGACAAAUCCGAGAAUAAUAAUAAAAAGAGGACAGAAGAGAAAAUAAUUGAUGUGAAAGAUAAUAGUAAAAAUAUUAAAGCAUUGGAAAAUAAUUAUUAUAAUAAUGUCGUUAAUAACACUAAUAAAGAUUUCCAAUUUAAUUUUACCGAUAACAAUAAUAUUUCACUUCCUCCUGACUCUAUAAAUUCAAAAAAAAAUAAACAAACUAUUUUUAAUAGAAUACGUAAUAAAAUUACAAUUAAUACCUUAGAUUCUUUUGAUUCUAUUUCCAUGACUGAUGUUUCACAAAUUUCUACUCCAUCCACUUCCUCAUAUGGUACAUUAUUUGGAGAUCAAAGUAAUAUUAGUGAUGAUGAUACAAUAUCACAAAGUAAAAUGAAAUCAAAUUUGUUGGAACAAAAAGUUGAUGAUAUAUUGAAAGAAUUUGAUGAAGAUGAUAUGGAUAAUAAAAUAGAAAAAGAAGAAAAAAAUAGUAGAUAUUAUAAUGAUAUAGAUGAUUCAUGUGAUGAUACAUUAUCAAUUUCUACUACAGAUUCAGAGGAAGAUAAAGUAAUUAAACAUAAUAAUAAUCAAUUAAAUUUAUGUGAAACAAAUCUUAGUGUUCAUAGAAUGUCAUUUAUAAUGCAAGAAAAACUUCAUGUAUUAGCACAAAAUAUAAAAAGAAGAACAACAUAUGUUAGAGAAGAAAUGAUAAAAGAUAUCUCAUCAGAUGAAGAGGAUGCUAAAAGUGUUACAUUACCGAUGCCUGAACAACAAACAACAUUAAUGGAUCUUCUUGGUUUAGAAGAAAGUGUAAAAGAACCAACAUCAUGGAGUGAUAUAAUUUUUAAAUCUAGUAUUAAUUCACAUUCAAAAACUUACCUUUUCUGGUUAGCAUUCGUUGUGUUAGCUUUUAUUUAUAAUGCCUUAGUAUGCCCAUUACGAAGUUCUUAUCCAUAUCAAACACCAGAAAAUUUAAAAUAUUGGAUGAUGAUAGAUUAUACUGCAGAUAUUAUAUAUAUAUUAGAUAUUAUUUUUAUCAAACCAAGAUUAUCUUUUAUGGAAAAUGGAAUGUUAAUAACAAGUAAAGCUGAAACUAAAAAACAUUAUUUAAAAAGCAAAAAAUUUAUUUUUGAUGUUAUAUCUAUAUUACCAACUGAUUUAAUGUAUUUUAGAACGGGUCCAGUAAGUCUUUGGAGAUAUAAUAGAAUAGUUAAAAUUCAAUCAUAUUGGGAUUUUUUUUCUAUUCUUGAUAAUUCAUUUUCAAAUCCAUAUGCUAUUAGAAUAUUAAAAACAUUUAGUUAUAUGAUAUAUAUAAUACAUUGUAAUAGUUGUGUAUAUUAUACAUUAUCAGCAUGGCAAGCAUUUGGUCAACUUGCCUAUAGAAUGAGAGGAAAGUGGUAUUUAAAUAAAUGGGUCUAUAAUAAUCAGGGGAACUCAUAUUUUAGAUGUUUCUAUUUUACAGCAGCUGUUGCUACAUCUACAGGUAACAAUCCAGCACCAACAAAUGUUAUUGAAUAUAUUUAUAUGACAUUUUCAUGGAUGAUGGGUGUUUUUGUUUUUGCUUUACUUCUCGGUCAAAUAAGAGAUAUUGUAUCUAAUGCUAAUAAAAAUAAAGAAAUGUUUAGAACAACAAUGGAUCAAGCAUUAAGUGAAUGUAAAAAAUUAAAUUUACCAAAAGAAUUAACUAAUAGAGUUAGAGAUUGGUUUCUUUAUACAUGGGAUCAACAAAAAACAUUAGAAGAAAGAAAUUUAGUUAAUAAAUUACCAUUAAAAUUACAAGCUGAUCUUGCUUUAUCAGUACAUUAUAAUACAUUAAGUAAAGUUCAACUUUUUCAAGAUUGUGAAAGAGCAUUAUUAAGAGAAUUAGUUUUAAAAUUACAACCUGUAAUUUUUCUUCCUGGUGAUAUGAUAUGUAAAAAAGGUGAUGUUGGUAAAGAAAUGUAUAUUGUUAAUCAAGGUAUCCUUCAAGUUGUUGGUGGUGAUAAUAAUGAAAUUGUUUUUGCUGAAAUGUGUGAAGGUACCGUAUUUGGUGAAAUAUCUUUAAUGGCUAUUGGUGGAAAUAAUCGUCGUACAGCAUCAAUACGUUCAAAAGGUUACUCAACAUUAUUUGUUUUGUCAAAAGAAGAUCUAAAUGAUGUUAUAAAAGAUUAUCCUGAAGCACAAAGAUUAUUAAAGAAAAAAGCAAAACAAAUGCUUAAAAAAGAUCAAAAGAGUAAAGAACCAGAAACUAAAGAUAGUAAAAAAGAUAUUGCCGAGAAGUGUAAAGUUACUACUGAAAUAAAAACACCAAAAAUGCUUUCUACAAUUGCAAAUGUUUUAAGACCAGGAAGUGCAAUUUCAAAAACUAUUUCAGAAAUUAUAGAAAAUGACAAGGAAGAAAGAAAAUUCCGCCGUUGGGGAACAUUACAAUCUGAUUCAGAUAUGUCUGAAAUUGAAUUUCCACAAAUAAACGUCGAAGAAGAGUAA
This is a messenger RNA of Strongyloides ratti, 3201 nucleotides long. Its product is annotated as Cyclic nucleotide-binding domain and Ion transport domain and RmlC-like jelly roll fold domain and Cyclic nucleotide-binding-like domain-containing protein. The record is from RefSeq and is a predicted model, not a curated record. Gene Ontology annotation, molecular function: cGMP binding; intracellularly cGMP-activated cation channel activity; protein-containing complex binding. Gene Ontology annotation, cellular component: intracellular cyclic nucleotide activated cation channel complex; plasma membrane. Gene Ontology annotation, biological process: monoatomic cation transmembrane transport. Lineage: Eukaryota; Metazoa; Nematoda; Chromadorea; Rhabditida; Strongyloididae. The transcript is spliced from 7 exons. The coding region runs from base 1 to 3201 and encodes 1066 amino acids.